Molecule: messenger RNA, 1085 nt
Organism: Hemibagrus wyckioides
Lineage: Eukaryota; Metazoa; Chordata; Actinopteri; Siluriformes; Bagridae
Gene: mrpl28
Product: mitochondrial ribosomal protein L28
Exons: 6
Coding region: 171-932 (253 amino acids)
Cellular component (GO): mitochondrial large ribosomal subunit
Molecular function (GO): structural constituent of ribosome
Source: RefSeq, a predicted model, not a curated record
UCACCCGGACGAGCACCUUUCUCACAACCAAUCACAGUGUCUGGUUUGUGUUACGUCACCGGACGCGGAUGCGCGUGCCCUUGACAGGCAUGUGUGUGAUCCAAGCAGGGAAUAAGUGUGAAACGCUAAUAUAAUCCGUCUGAUAUUCACCUUUGGCUGCUUCUCCUCAGAUGCCAUUACACAAAUACCCACCGCUCCUGUGGGAAGCCUUGAAGUUAAAGAAAGGGAUCUACGCCCGUCUUCCUCAGCAUUACCUGAAAUCCUAUCUGGAUGCAACACCUCCAACUGCUGUGCACUGGAAACCACUGGGGGUGAAAUACAGAGCAAACCCGAAAACAGGUCACAAAGAGCGGGUUCAGGAUGUACCCAUUCCCAUUUAUUACCCCCCAGAGUCGCAAGACGGCCUGUGGGGUGGAGAGGGCUGGAUAUCUGGCUACAGAUACGCCAAUAAUGAUAAGCUCUCUGCAAGAGUGAAGAAGGUCUGGAAGCCUCAGCUCUUUAAGAGGGAGCUGUACAGUGAAAUCUUUGACCAGAAGUUCAACAUCACAGUCACAGCUCGCACGCUGGAUCUUAUCGAUGCCGCUUACGGCUUUGACUUCUACAUUCUAAAGACACCAAAGCAGGACCUGAACUCCAAGUUCGGCAUGGACCUGAAACGCGCCAUGCUCCUGCGGCUAGCACGCAGAGACACGGAGCUCCACCCAGACGAUCCAACUCGCAGGGAGAAGAUCUACAGCAAGUACAAGCAGUUUGAGAUUCCUGUGGAGGAGGCGGAGUGGGUCGGCCUGAGCCUGGAGGAAGCUGUCGAGAAACAGAGACUCCUAGAACACAAGGAUCCUGAACCUCUUUACAAGAGCUAUGUGGAGAACCUGGUGAAAGACCUGUCAAUGCAGAAACUCGCUGAACCCCAGAUUGUGGAAAAGAAGGACUGAUGGCAGCGUCAGGGAUACGAGAACGAAUAAAAAUGUAUUUAUUGGGGGUUUGUUUUGUCUGCUUUUGUACUGAUGGCAUUUAAGAUUUGUCAUUAUCCUGUAAAUAUCGAAUAAAUGACUUCAUCAUCUGAUGUACUUUUGUCAGACAAAAUA